AUGGUCUUCUCUUCCAACGAUGUAUAUAUCAGGAAUCCCUACCUGCGAGGCAAACUGCUGGAGGUUAUGAGCCUUUUGAUACCUCGAGGGAGGAACGAAGGGUUCGAGCUGGGUGGAGGGUCCCUUGCGACCCUCUUCGAGGAGCAUGACAUCGCGCGCAAGUUCUUGGUCCCGACGCUCAUCCGCUUCUACGUGGACAUUGAGGUGACAGGGCGUGAUUAUUCCAACAACCAGUUCUACGAGAAGUUUCACUACCGGCAUUACAUGGCGGAGCUGCUCAUGUACAUCAUGAAGUUUCCUCAUUACAUCACAGCGCUGAAGAGAGAGAGCGAGAACGUCGCAGAGUUUGUUCGCUUUAUCAACAUGAUGUUGAACGAUAUCAUCCACUGUAUCGACGAGGGUCUCUUGAAGCUGGCUGACAUCCGGAAGACUGAGUUCGAGAAGGCCGACACUCAAGCAUGGAAUGCAAAGUCGGAAGAGGAGCGGAACCAGGCGGAGCAGCACCUGCAGACCAUGUACGGUCAGGCAGGUUGGGGCCUUCAAGCAGCGACAGAGGUGUUGACGAUGAUGGAGAAGUUGACGAAGCAUGUGCUGGAUCCCUUCCUCCGUGCAGAGCUCGCUGACCGAGUGGCCGCCAUGCUCAACUACGUGAUUAAGACCAUCGCAGGGCCUCGCUGCAUCGAGCUGAAGGUGCAACAUCCUGAGAAGUGUUACUUCAAACCCAAGGAGCUCUUGGCGCUGGUGGUUGAAGUCUUCAUGAACCUUGCCAAGCAUGAGAAGUUUGCGUUGGCGGUGGUGAGAGAUGAGCGUUCUUACGACCACGAGGUCCUCGCUAAAGUCUAUCGACUGAUCAGGACGCACGCGUUGGAGGAUGAGUCCUUCUGCCAGCAGUUUCUGGACUACACGCAAGUCCUUCAGGAAUCGAAGCAGAAUCAGAUGGAGCUCGACGCCAAGAUCGAGGAGGCACCGGACGAGUUCCUCGAUCCCAUCACUCAAGACAUCAUGACGGACCCAGUCAUCUUGCCGACCUCAGGCAACAUCAUGGACAGGCAGGCGAUCAUGCGCCACCUGCUCAGUGACGAGACAGACCCUUUCAACAGGAUGAAGCUGACGCCCGACAUGCUCCAGGUCCUCGCGCUCUUGACUUGUGGAGCAGGACUGGAAGGGAGAUUGCCAUAG
Guillardia theta CCMP2712 is the source of this 1179-nucleotide messenger RNA. RefSeq lists its product as hypothetical. Gene Ontology annotation, cellular component: ubiquitin ligase complex; nucleus; cytoplasm. The coding region runs from base 1 to 1179 and encodes 392 amino acids. Gene Ontology annotation, molecular function: ubiquitin-ubiquitin ligase activity. NCBI's taxonomy places the organism in Eukaryota, Cryptophyceae, Pyrenomonadales, Geminigeraceae. Gene Ontology annotation, biological process: protein polyubiquitination. The transcript has 5 exons. The record is from RefSeq and is a predicted model, not a curated record.